UGUUUGGAUUCAGCGGUAUACAGGCACCCCUAUCUGCAAGAUUUGCUUUGAAAUAACAUCUUAUUUGAUACCUUCGGUGUCAUUGACCAUCUAAUAAGAAUAAUAUAUAUCCAUAAUAAUAUUUUAUUGGAAACGGGGUACCCAUACAGUAUUAAGGUAUAUAUAAGAGUUCUUGAGCAAUGGAGAAUCACCAAUCUCAUCAUGGCUUUCAGUCUAGUAGUAGCAGCUCUAGCAGCUCUUGUAGUUGUAUCCCAAUCUAAAAGUAUAAAUGACAUUGUGUCAUUUGAUCGCUUCCUGACAGAUCCUGAUGAAGAAUUAUCUCCUCGAGUUAUAGGUGGUAGGGAUGCUUUAGAGAAGGAAUUUCCAUGGAUGGUAGCACUUCAUUAUCAGGGUAAAUUUGUUUGCAGUUCAUUUUUGGUUACUCCAAAAGUAGUGAUGACUGCAGCCCAUUGUGUCGUUUUUGGUCGAGAUGUUGAAGAUCCUAAAAAAUACAAUGGAUACAUUGGAACAAUUAAUCGAGACGGACCCGAUUCAGAGCUUUUAUUCGACGAAAUUAUCGCUCAUAAGGAAUAUGGAUCAGGCACUGAAUAUGACAUUGCUUUGAUGAAGGUGAGAACUCCAGCUACUCUUUCCGAUAACAUCCAGACUGUCUGCUUACCCACCAAAGAUGCUUUAUUUGAAGACAUGACAGCCCAGGUUAUCGGAUGGGGAGUCUCUGAAAAGGGAGGACGAGAAUCAGCCAAGACUUUGCAAACUGCUACUGAAAACAUCCCAACUAAUUCCUUGUGCUCUUUUACUUAUGCUAUUUUGGGUAUUCCUGUUACCAGAAGACAUGUCUGUGCUGGCGGAGAACGAGACAAGGGCAUUUGCUUCGGUGACUCUGGUGGCCCUCUCGUGGCAUUGAAUGAAACCAAACCAGUGGCUAUUGGAGUUGCAUCUUUUGGUUCCUUUUUGGGUUGUGCAGCACCUCGAGUACCUGCUGUGUAUACUUCAACUGCAUCAUACACCGACUGGAUUAUGGAAAAUAUGGGAUCUGAUGCAGACGACCUCUGCUUUGUGAACAGAACUUCCGGAAGCACAAGACGAUGGUGGGGCUAGAAUACGAACGGGAAACAAAUUAAACUAGGAAUUUUGAAUUGAAUAUGGACUGAAUUAACUGUUGAAUACGUAUUUUUUUGUAGUAGAAAAGCAAUUUAUUUAUUUUGUUUGAAAUUUUGGUGAAUGAUUUCGACUUUGUUUUGUACAGUAUUUAUUGUGUUGCUUUUAUAUGGGAUGCUUGUUUGGUAAAUUAAUAAAUCUGCCUUGAUCGUA
Messenger RNA from Parasteatoda tepidariorum (common house spider), 1311 nucleotides. RefSeq names its product chymotrypsin-C. Gene Ontology annotation, molecular function: serine-type endopeptidase activity. The record is from RefSeq and is a predicted model, not a curated record. Lineage: Eukaryota; Metazoa; Arthropoda; Arachnida; Araneae; Theridiidae. Gene Ontology annotation, biological process: proteolysis.